CGUUGGUGAAAUCACUCUUUACUGUUGUUGGUGCGAAGAUGGUGCAAUUUUACGAGGUUUAUGACGAUCUUGAGGAAAAAAUUGCGCAAAAUUUCGGCCGAACCAAAGAAAUGUUUGAUGAUGAUUGCAAAACGGUCCAAGAGUGGAUGAAAAGUCAACCACAUUUGCCUGAAAUUAUGGAUUUAAACUGUAUCAAAAAUUAUCUGAUUUAUAACAAAUGUAGUGUGGAAAUUACUAAACAGAAAAUCGAUUUGUACUACACUGUGUUGCCCAAAAUGCUUUCAUUAUUUGAUAAUGUUAAUCCCAGAUUGCCCAAUAUGAGAAAAGUUAUGGACGCAUUAUACUUUUUGCCUUUGCCAAAAUUGACUCCAGACUUGAGCCGUGUCUACAUUUAUAAAAUAAGAGACCCCAAACUGAGUUUAGAACUCUCUGCAUAUGACACAUCAGCCCAUAUAAUUUUUUAUGGCGAAAUUCAUCACCACGAAAGUCUUCAGUUGAGCCACACUUUCAUUCUUGAUUGCUCAAAUUUUGCUCCUGAACAUUUUAAAAACUUUGUUCCCAGUCUUUUCCAAAAAAUGAUGGUGUUUUAUAAAAAAACUUUAAAACUUAGAGUAAAAAAUGUCUAUGUGGUGAAUUUGUCAGCAUUUGCAUUUAAAGUAUUCGAAAUGUGUAAGGUUUUUCUCGGUUCUAAAAUAGUGAAAAAAGUAUGUUUUUGCGACAAUUUAGUAGAGUUGUGCGAUAAAAUCCCCAAAAAUGUGCUUCCGGUGGAUUUCGGAGGGGAGGAGAAAUCACUCGAGGAAAUCAAUGAUUUGUUGAAACUCAAAUAUUUGGAAUAUCAGGACCGGUUCGACCAAGUCGAAGCCAUGAAAGUAGCCAAAAAUUUGCGCCCCUACAAAUUGGAUAAUGACGAUUUUUUGGGUUUUUAUGGCAAUUUCAAGAAACUUGAAUUGGAUUGAAUAAAAUUUUA
Molecule: messenger RNA, 967 nt
Organism: Tribolium madens (black flour beetle)
Lineage: Eukaryota; Metazoa; Arthropoda; Insecta; Coleoptera; Tenebrionidae
Exons: 5
Coding region: 39-956 (305 amino acids)
Cellular component (GO): membrane
Molecular function (GO): phosphatidylinositol bisphosphate binding
Source: RefSeq, a predicted model, not a curated record